AGGAGUCUUUCUUCAGGGCGGGGUGCAGAUCCGACACCAUACCAACACUCUCAGCCAACUGUCUCAGCCUAAAUAUGACUGUGUCGUACUCACUAGAAGUAGCCAACGCCAGGUUUCAUGGCUUCUCCAGGCUGCUGUUCAGGUGGAAGGGAAGCAUCUACAAGCUGAUGUAUAAGGAGUUCCUGGUUUUCUGUGCUGUCUAUCUGUUUUUCAGUGUGUUUUACAGGCUCCUCCUCACGCCGAGGCAGCAGGAUCUGUUCGAGCGCGUCGCCCUUUACUGUGACCAGUUCACCAACACGAGCUUCAUCCCCGUUCUGUUUGUCCUGGGUUUCUACGUGAACCAGGCCUUCACCCGUUGGUGGGGUCAGUACACCAGCUUCCCGCUGCCGGACAACCUGAUGAUGGUGGUGUCGGGAAACGUGCACGGCGUCGACGACCGGGGUCGCCUGCUGCGCCGGACCCUCAUGAGGUACGCCAACCUGUCGUCGGUCCUGAUCCUCCGCUCCAUCAGCACCAGAGUCCGCAAACGCUUCCCAACGUUGGAGCACGUCGUGGAGGCAGGAUUCAUGACGACACACGAGCUGAAGAAUUUUGAGUCUCUUCACUCUGAUUUCAACAAGUACUGGAUGCCGCUGACGUGGUUCUCCAACCUGGCGGCCCAGGCCCGGCAGGAGGGCCGGGUCAGGGACGACAUCGCUCUCAGGCUGCUGAUGGACGAGCUGAAUAAUUACCGAGCCAAAUGCAGUUUGCUGUUCCACUACGACUGGAUCAGCAUCCCUCUGGUCUACACUCAGGUGGUAACCAUUGCAAUUUACUCCUUUUUCGCCUUCUGCGUCAUUGGCCGACAAUUUCUGAAUCCCGAGAAGGGUUACAGCGGUCACAGAUUUGACAUGUACGUUCCUGUUUUCACCCUGCUGCAGUUCUUCUUCUACACCGGCUGGCUAAAGGUAGGAGAGCUCAUCAUCAACCCUUUUGGUGAAGACGAUGAUGACUUUGAAACCAACCAGCUGAUCGACCGAAACAUUCAGGUUUCAAUGCUGGCUGUGGACGACAUGUACCAGAACCUGGCUCCGGUUGUGAAGGACAAACACUGGAAGAACGGCCUCUUCUCGGUCCCUUACACCCAGUCGACGGCAGCAGAGGCGUUCAGACCAGCGUUCAAAGGCUCCACUUUCGACAUGAGGAUGAGCGCUGAAGAUCUUGAGAUUCAUCAGCCGACCGAUGUGCCGGUGAACAAGCAGUAUUUACUUCCACGCAGCUCCCUGGGGGACGGACUGGACGGUCUCCAGCAGAAAACCAAAGGCAUCCUGCGCAGCGGCAGCCUCCCGCACCUGAUGGACGUUUUGACUCAUCACAGUGAGGAAGACGAGGCCGUUGAAACCAAAACAGAUGCAACCAAUAACAAGGCAGCGGUUUAAUCUGUGAUGAGAAAUUAAUGAAGUGAAAUACUGGUGACUGUUCAGCUGCCUUUACAUGUAAGACUAAAGAAAUCUGUCAAAUAAAACAUACAACACACAAAAUAUGAAUGCUGAGAAAUAGAAAUGAGAGGUUUGAUAAGGUAUUAUGUUGAUUUGUGAGGUCUUUAUAUGAUCUGUUUUAUGUUAAGCACAUAAACGCCCAGCCAGCUUAGUUUAAUACUUUAUUAAACUGGAACAUCAGACAUUGAGAGGUUUAUUAUGUGUAAAUAACAAAUGCCUUGUUCUAGCUUGCUCAUAUUUACACACCUUCAUCCUAGACUACAGCUUCUUCAGUGUAAGUAUGUAUUAUUAUAUUAGUUAACAAUUCACUGAGUCAUUCCUGGUGUGGGUGGAUGCAUGUGUUCAGGCAUAAAAUAUAGAUCAGUAACAUCCUGGUGCUUAUCACGCCACUAUUUAUGAAAAAGAAGUAAACUUUAUAUCUCUCAGAUAUAUUCAAGGAGGUUUUAUCAAGGUUUUGUAUUUAUUAAAAUAAAUAUUGAUAAGUAAGGCUGCCUUCGAGCACUUUAAUCAGAUGAGUUUUCUUAGAUGGAAAACUUUAAACUAAUUUGAAUAAUGAAACGAAAGCAUUGUUUGAUAAUUAGCAUCAAUUGGAAUAGAACUGAAAUGUUUGUAAAAACAUUUGUUUUGAAUUGCUGCUGAAUAAACUGAACUGAAUUAAAUUAAAAUUUAGUUGAAAGAAAAAUAUGAACAUCUUGUGUUUGAAAACAUGAAGUACAGAGAAAUAUAUGCAAUCAUACCACAAACAUACAAGUUGAUUAUAUAACAUUAAACCAGAGGCACAGUGAAGUGGGCGGAGCUUCGCUUGGGUUGCUAGGAG
Messenger RNA from Xiphophorus maculatus (southern platyfish), 2295 nucleotides. RefSeq names its product bestrophin 4 (gene best4). The coding region runs from base 75 to 1418 and encodes 447 amino acids. Gene Ontology annotation, molecular function: chloride channel activity. The transcript is spliced from 10 exons. The record is from RefSeq and is a predicted model, not a curated record. Lineage: Eukaryota; Metazoa; Chordata; Actinopteri; Cyprinodontiformes; Poeciliidae.